AUGAGCGUGACAUCAUGGUUCCUGGUGAGCAGCUCGGGGACUCGACACCGCCUCCCCAGAGAGAUGAUCUUUGUGGGCCGGGAGGACUGCGAGCUCAUGCUGCAGUCCCGCAGUGUCGACAAACAGCACGCCGUCAUCAACUACAACCCGACAACUGACGAGCACCUGGUGAAAGACCUGGGCAGCUUAAACGGGACGUUUGUGAACGAUCUGAGGAUUCCUGAUCAGACCUACAUCACCCUCAAACUGUCCGACAGCAUCCGCUUCGGAUAUGAUUCUCACAUCUACGUUCUGGAGAAAAGUCAGCACAAAGUCCCAGAGGAGGCUCUGAAGCAUGAGAAGUACAGCAGUCAGCUGCAGAUGAGCCUGAAGGCUUCAGAGGGGAAGAACCUGGAGCUGGAAGACCGAACGAGAUCCGACAAAACUCAGAGUGCCAAGAGCCUGACGCAGGUUACAGAGGCUCCGGUCUGUCGGCCCACGCCUCUGUACGGUCAGCCGUCCUGGUGGGGAGAGGAGGAUUAUGGGAGUAAAGUUCAGAGCGGCGAUGAACCUCACGCAGAGGGCCAGAAAGACGCCUCGUCUCUGGAUCCCGACUUCUCUGGAUCUCUGUCAGACUCUCAACAAAAGACCAUCUUCCCUUUGUACAACCGUGAACCGAGCUACUUCGAGAUCCCCACCAAGGACUUCCAGCACCACAAAACCUCGGGGGCGGAGCUUCACGAGAUCCCCACCAAGGACACGGACACGCCUCCAGUCCCACUCGCCCCUCCCGCCCCGACCCCGCCCGUCGUUCAGAGCCACGCCUCCUUCACCAUCGAGUUUGACGACUGCAUGCCAGGCAAGAUGAAGAUCAAAGACCACGUCACCAAGUUCUCCACCCGCCAGAGGAAGCAGCAGGCUCCCAAGACCACCAUCACGACAGCCACGCCUGCAGAGGUGAUGUCAGCAGAGAGCAAGGUGGCUGAUUGGCUGGUCCACAGCGAUGUCACCAUGAUGAGGAGACGUCCAACGUGUGAAGAUGUUUUCAGCACAAAGAGUGACCUCCCCAUGAACAUCAAGACCCUCAAAGGUCACCAUCAUGAGGAUGGAACCCAGAGUGACUCAGAAGACCCAGUUCUCAAAGGAAGGACCAGUAAAUCCCACCACUCCAUCCAAUCAGAGCAGUCUGAGGCAUCGCAGCAGACCGUUCAGUCAGGUCAGUCUAUCAACUCCCAGCCGCCUGCUCCAACCACGAAGCUCCACCAGCCACUGCAGUACUCUCCACCCGCACUGGCCCCAGCCUCACCUGCGGCCCCUGAGCGGCCCCUGUCCCAGAGUCCUCCUCAGAGUCAGUCCCCCACCACAGAAGCACCCAAGCAGGGCCCCCCGGAGCACCUCUCCCAGCAGGCCUUCAUCAUUGAGUUCUUUGAUGACAACCCGCGCAAAAAGCGCUCACAGUCCUUCACGCACAAUCCCGCCCACGCUGACUCGUACUCUGCCUUGAAGGCCAAGCUGGAGCGGCGGAAAGGCGGCGAGAGGCCGGCGUCUGUGCACGGCCAUAUCCCCCCCACCCAGCAGGUUACGGUUCCUCUGAAAGGACAGGGCCACGGCGGCCCCCAGAGGUCGAGCUCUCUGAAGAGGGAGAAGACAGAGGGCGAGGUUGCCUCUUCUGCUUCCUCCUCUCGCUCCUCUUCAGGUAUCAUCGUCAGACCCUUCGGCAGCGUCGGAAAGAAGUCCAAGCUGGCCCAGGAGUUUGCUGCUGAGUUCCUGAAGGAUUCUGGUCAACAGGAUUCCUCCCCAACCAGGGACAAGAUGUCCCCUCCUCCGAUGUCAGCACCGCCGGUGAUGGUAUCACCUCCUAAUGCAAGAAUUCCCUCCCCCCAAGAACCUCCAGCACCUUCCUCAGUCUCCUAUCCCACCUCACCCUUACUGCCUCCAGCAGUCUCAAAAUCCUCAAUCCCCACCAGCACUGCUGGCCAGUCAGCCUCUCCACUCCACUCUAUUGGACCUCCCAUGUCCCCCAUGGUGCCCCUUUGCGUCCGUGCAGGAGACCCCAAAUGUUCCCAGAGGAUGAUGAGGAACGAGGAGGACGACAGCCUGAGUGAUGCCGGGACCUACACCAUCGAGACGGAGUCGCAGGACAAGGAGGUGGAGGAGGCUCGCAACAUGAUCGAUCAGGUGUUUGGUGUCCUCGACUCUCCAGAGUACAGUGGUGUGACCCCAGGAGUGUAUAGACCUGUAAUAAAUGAUGGCAAGGAUGAGCAAGCUAACCUGCCUAGCGAUGGUAGCACUGUGGACCCGUUGCAUGGCUUUAUCCCAGCUGCUAUCAGCGGCCCCCCAACAGGCCCCGUACAGGUUCCACCUGCUCAUGCAGAAGGUCUGGAAGGACCCAAAUGGGUUUCACGAUGGGCCAGUCUGGCAGACAGUUAUGCUGAACCUGGUUCCACUCCACCUCAAGGAGAACGUCUGGAAGAUUUGCGCCUCGUGAGCCGGUCGAUGGGAAAUUACAGUUACGAUAACUCUGAGUCGGAGUCCAGCCACAGCUCCAGGACAAGAAGGCUGCUGCCCCAGGUGCCUCCAGAAAAGCUGGAUAGUGUUCCUCCGAGUAUCCUGAUUCGCCAUGACCCCCACCAAGGCCAGGAACCUCUAGACAGAUUCUCUGGUCCUCCCCGUCAACAGGACUCCACCCAGUGCCUGUCUGUGCAGGAUGAUGUGGACCCAGACAGCCUGAGUGACGCCAGCCGCUCAGAUGACGGACCUGUUCUGGAGAAAACUAAGAAGAAUCAGGCAAGGACUGGAUCUUUAUCCCCAGGGGGCGCUGGUCCUCAGUUCAAGAGUUCAGAGAAAGUGUCUCCCACCACCAAAUCCACCUCCUUCUACAUUGGUUCUGAAGACAGUCCAGUUAAACCUGAGCAGGCCCAGAGCCUGGUACAGUCUGAGAGGACACGCGAUCCCCCAGCUAAAACUCCCCCUACCACCGUCCUGAUCCGACACCUGAGCGGACACGAACCCAGGAGGACCGGUGUCAAACCCAACAGCUCUGCUCCUAAUCUCCAAACACAGGACAAGGAUUCUGUCCCCACUAAAGACAGCUGCAUUACAUCCAUCGUCCGGCAGGAGAGCUUCACCAAAGAACAGCCCAGCGACACCAUCCAGAUGAAGAAGCUUCCCCACAUCUCCAGCCACCCAUCCAUCAGAGACAUGGAGCAGAGGAGGGAGAACCUCCAGGAAACGCAGUCCUUCCUUCAGGAGACCGAGGGAACUCUAUCCUCUCUGGACACUAAGUUCCCCUCAUCUGGUUCUGGUCGUAGUUCAAAGAAAGGAGGCUCCUCCACCCACAUGGACGACUCCCUUUCUGGUGAUUCGGACGUGGACACAGCGAGCACUGUGAGCCAAGUGAGUAGCAAAAAUGCUCCAGUCAGCUCUGCCUCUAAAAAACGUCCCGCCAUCAGCAGCCUUCAAAAGGAGAAGUCCUCUUCCAGCCCGUCCAUCCAAGAGAAGGGACGGCAACUCAGCGCCCGUGAACGGCUUUCUGAGAAACGCAGAAACCAGGUGACAACAGAUACAUCAAGCAAGGCAGAGGCAGCAAAGCGCUUCCAGAUGCGCCGCAGUGCGGGCAACCGUGGAUCUCUGGAUCUAUCAGAGGGCCAGCAGGGUUCUGGUCCACAAUGGACCGAAACAACAUCAUCUGACCAUGAAAUUUCCCGGCCGGCCGGCCGUAGCAAGAAACUCAUCACCCCUCUUCAGAAAGAAGACAAUGGAAAGACGCCCAAGACGGCGAGUCAGCAGGUUCUGACACGUUCCAACAGCCUGUCAGCACCACGGCCAACCCGAGCAUCCAUGCUUCGCCGAGCACGUCUGGGUGAGGCGUCAGAUAACGAAGGCGCUGAGACCGACCGGGCCUCCCAGAAUUCUGACCAUAUCACUGCACCGACCAAAGUGUCUGCUGAGGGAAAGAAGAUGUCCAGGCUGGACAUCUUAGCCAUGCCCAGGAAGAGGACCGGUUCCUUCACAGCUCCCAGCGACAACGAGACAUCCUCCACUGGCCGGUCCGGUUUGCCCAAUCGGAACUCUGAGUCUGGUGUCACUACCAGGAAGACAUCUGUGGGCGACGCCCGCCAGGCAGCUAACAAAGGAGGCGGAGCUCUGGGUAAGCAGCCACUGACCCGUACCCGGUCCAGCGGAGCCAAGUACCCCAGCACCGGUUCCCGUCGCAGACAGAAGGACUCGGACUUCUCCUCUUCUUCUGAAGAAGAAUACAAGACGAAUGCCGGGACUCUCAAAUCCAAACGCUCCUCCCAUCCCACCACAUCCGGCCAGACGCCGCGCAGCCACCGGACAGCUGCCUCCCGAUCCAAGUCUGUCUCCCUGGAGACGGACGAGGACGAGGACCAGAACGAGGCCGACCCCUACCAGAACUGGUCCACGCACAGCGCAGAGAUCGCCAAGCUCAGUCAGGACCUGGCCAAAGACCUGGCCAUCCUGGCCAAGGAAAUCCACGACGUUGCCGGGGACGGAGACUCGCCGAGCUCCGGCAUGGGCACCACCACCUCACCCAGCUCGCUGCCCAACACGCCGGCCUCCACCAUCUCUGCCAGGGAGGAGCUGGUCCAACAUAUCCCCGAGGCCAGUUUAAACUACCAGAAGGUUCCUCCAGGUUCUGCUGCCGUCUCGGACCUGGAUGCAAACAUGAAUGAGCCAGAGCCCAGUUCUAAGCAACGCCGUCCGUGGAACCGCGAAGAGGUGAUUCUGGACAACCUGAUGCUGAAUCCGGUGUCUCAGCUGUCCCAGGCCAUCCGGGAGAACACAGAGCAGCUGGCUGAAAAAAUGAAGGUUUUGUUCCAGAACAAGGCGGACGUCUGGGAGGAGAUCGAGGCGAAGAUCAACGCUGAGAACGAGGUCCCCAUCCUGAAAACCUCCAACAAGGAAAUUACCUCCAUUCUGAAAGAGCUGAGGAGAGUCCAGAGGCAGCUUGAAGUUAUAAACACCAUUGUGGAGCCCGGUGGGAGUCCCCAGACUGCAGCGGUCGGAACGUCGUCUCUCGGUCACACUAGACCGUCCUCGAGGGAGAAGAAACCCGCCACCAAAACCCGAGGCGCACCCCCGACCUCCAACGCCAAUGAAAGCACCAAAAGACCACCUCGUGGACCGGACGGGGCCCACUACAUGGCCUGAACAGGCCACCGUAGCACCUUUGGACAGUAUCUGUGUAUCCACACCGGCUGCAGCCACAUCGUAGCACCCAGAGGGGCUCCUCAUCAGAAGCAUUCUAGACCAGCUCAGCAGCCGGGUCGGGAGACGUAGCUCAACACCAAGAUCAGCUGUUACUGGGCACUUUGAAAAGGGCGGGAAAAGCCAUGCGUGUCUGUGAAGGCGUUACAUCGAUAGACUUUAUUGGUCGUCCAUCGUGGCUGUGGGGUUCUGCAUGCCGUGUCCUGUUGUAGGGGCCGACGCCUUCAGAGGCUCGUGAGUCUGAGUUUGUCUCAGUGGAGGACUGAAGUUAUUAUUUGGCAUAUUCAGAGGACACUAUGUGUUUCUUCUCUGGUCCUUAGUGUCCCACAAUUCAUUGCGUGCCAGUCGCAUUUAUGCUGUGUCCCAAUUCCAGAUUACACACCAAUACCAUGUAUGUGCUGCCACAGCGUGCGGUUUUAGCAGUCAGUGGAGAAGAAGUCAGUGAGCUUUACUGUUUCAUAUUAACAGCAGCACUUAAACAAAGUGGGACUCAGCCACAGAAAAAAACAAACUGAUGCCUUUUUACUUUACUUGAGAAAUAGAAACAAAACAAGCUGAAGUUGUUAAAGGUUUAAUGUUGUGUGAAGAACUCUGUUAAAAGGAAAGCCAGUCUUCACUUUACCCACAGCUACAGUCACAGUAUUCAAAAGCUGUUUAAAUUGCUGAUUAAAUUUCACAAAGUGGAAGUAAAAUGUUUUUCCAGACAUGUUUUAGUUUGACAAGAUCUUUGUGAAUCGGUCUCGCCAACAUUCCUGAUGUGUUUGACGCUUUGCAGCUGUGAGUUCCUGCUCAGACCAGAAAGUAGGACCACCAGACUCAUUUGUAGGUCUUUGCCAAACAGGUGGUCCUAGACGCUUGGCGACAGAGUGACUGCUUGUGUCGUCACUUGGCAGCCUAAACAUUUACUUCGCAGCUAGCUAGGAACGUGCUAGCGGUAGCUAACCCAACCCGUUCUCACUCCCAAGUCGUCACCUACGGACCCGUGGUCAAGACCCGUUGGUGUCAGUUUGGAACAGGAAGCCCUGUAGCGUCAACGGUAAAGGAAGGUUUAUGAUAUUUAACAGAAAAGUCAGAGUAAAGAGGGGGUUGGGUGGACGGAGGGCCAGAAACCGGACUUCCAACCAGGAGACCGGUGUUUGUUUUUCCCGUGUGAAAGUCAACAUUAAAUGGUUUCAUUUAAGUUACCUGACUGACGUAACAUAGUUAUUUUAACCCAAGCCAUGAUCUUUUCCUCAACGCAACCAAGUACUUUUGGUGCCUAAACUAAAUUGUGGGAUUUCCCAACUUUAACAAGGCACCGUUUCAAAAUGGCCGUUCCAUAUUUGUUGUUGCUAACUUGACCGUGGAGCCCUAUACAUUGAAAAACGCGUGUUAAAAAGCGAUGCCAAGGGGUCUUGACCAAGCGUCCAUAUCUGACAGGUUGGCUAACCAAACUGGACGAAAAGGUUCAUCCCUCACCGCCCACAUGCUCCUUCUAGACACAUAACCCUGCUCCUCCUGGUGUUUCCAGGGAUCUGGAACAGUUAUAAAAUAACCUCGUGAAUAGGAAUCUUUGGACUGAAGUAACCUUAUCCAGACUAGAAUUACCAGGACCCCUUCCUGGAGCCAGUCCUGGGAGGGGUCCAGUUCAGCCCAAAGAAGCAACAUGGAUAGAGGUCAGGUGCACCGCAGAUCACAGUGCAGACCUCGGCAGCAGAAUCUGGUUCUGGGGACAAACGUGAACCCCGUUACCUUUAAGUUAAGAUUUGUACCAUAAGCCAAGGAGUUUCUGCUCGAAUACGGGAGAACUUGUUAUUCCUUCUUGGACAGUAGUGAACAUCAGCAGCUCAGAGUGUAGUUAGGAACUGGGACACAGCUGUGGUUUCAUCUCUGAGACUGAGACUCUGUAGUGAGGCACAAAUGUACUUUUAUACUUCACGUCCUUCUAAAGAGUCGGCCCCUAAAGGACAGCGGGAAAACUGCAGCUAUUGGCUCAUUUACCGGUUGUAGGAUUCACUUUUUAGGUGGUGUGGGGGCUGGGGUCUCUCUGCUGGUGGUUGGGAUCCUGGGGUCCGGUGGUGUGGAUGCACAGAAACUGUCCCGAGCUCUCUUUGUAUCCAGUGAUUCAGUCAGAACAAAUGCAUUUUGAAACCAUGUAACCCUGUAGAACUGCUUCUACAUCGCACAAGCUGAACGUAGUGGAAGCUGCGACCAGAAGCAGCUGCUCGCGCCGCAGUAGUACGUGGGUGAUGUACAAACGUGUAUUGAUAACUUUGUGCUUUGAUAAUCUGUUGUUGCGUUUGAACAGAUGAUAGAUUGUGUUGUCUCCGUUUCUCUGUGGGUGUUUAUGAAGGAGGUCCUGCGCCGCCUCGACGCUUCGGCCCUGCAGACAGGAAGCCCGUCUGCGAAGCUAAAAAGAUGUAAUGUUAUAUUUGCUGAAUGUUCUUUUGCCAUCUCGCUGUGACUGUGCUGCUGCCAUAUCUGUGAAACCGCUGAAUGUGGGAGAGUUUCCUUCGAUGUCCGUUGACUUCAAACUGAUCAGCUGAUGUGACGUGAGACACCCUGCUGGUCCUUAAACGCCUCUCUGAAUCUCAACAAAUGAAACCAGAACCACAACAAAGCCCUGCUCCUGGGUCCUCCUGCUCCUGGGUCCUUCAGCCGGAGACUCAAAAACAGCUUUGUGUUUAUUUUCAGAAGCUUCGGAGGCAGAAAGCUCGUUGAGUUGACGAUCUGUUGCAUUCGCUAAAGUAAAGGAGACUUUAGGCCUUCUGAUGAUUUAGCCUCUGAUAUUUACCAGACGAAGACUCGUGGUUCUGAAAGGAGGAUCCUGUGGUUCUGAAGGCUGGUUCAUACCUCUGCGUCGAGUCUAGGCCGUAGCUAACAGCGAAAGCUACGCACGUGACCAAAACGCUGUGUGACGGUGAGGUUUCCUCUGUGGUGACUUCUGCCAGCUAACUUCCUGUAGCUCUCCACUAACUUGGCUCUUCUUGACUUUCCAAAUAGAUCAAACUCUGAUAGUGAAACAUGUCGCGGGGGCUGUGGCGCUAAAGGAUAAAGGAUCCACCAUGUUACAGCUACGUGUUUGGCCUCUAGUAAGGACAGAGCACUUCCUGUGGACUUGAUGAUGCUACCAAGCCGACCAAUCUCCGCGACAUGGCGCUACAUUUUUGGAGGGAUGCGCGUCAGGCUGCAGCGUAGACUCGACACAGAUUAUAAAUCAGCCUUAAGAGUCGUGAAUAUCAGGAGAAGAGGCGUGAAGCUGCCGUUCAGCGGACGGAGACACAGCGAGGAACUGCAGCUUCUGCCUUCAGCUCACGUUGUUCGGUGUGAAGUUGAACACUGGGUCGUCUGCACUUACGAUUGGUCCAAAGGCAGCGGCCUCUCUGAACUUCGGCCGUCUGUUCAGUAUUUGUGUCAGAGCCGCUGUAAAUAAAGUUCCCCUCCUCCAGAGCUUUCAGCCGCGUCUCACCGUCUUCACAGGCCAUCUUCCCCCCGGAUAGACCACCACCUGUUACCACCUGAGGUCCAGACUCACUGUCGGCCGCGAUGUGACACCUGAACCCAUCUCCAUGACAACGAAGCACACUCCCCGAGGAUGACAGCGAGAUGAUGUAGAAAGCUCGGAAAUGGCCCUUCAGUAAAGAUGAUUUAGUUCCAGCUCAUCGGCCUCCGUUCUGUAUUUCCAACACCUGCUCAGCAAAGGCUGGACCAGCACGGUGUGCGUGUGCGUGUGCGUGUGCGUUACAGCAGCUCGGCGUGCAGAGAGCUGAACACGUCUACGUCUGUUUCAGAUGGAUGUCCAGGAUGUUGUUAGCCUAGCUUAGCACAAAGACUGGUAGCGGAGGGAAACUGUUAGCCUAGCUCCGUCCCGUCUGUCUGAUGUCCAUCUGGAACGUGACCGAGGAGACUUUUAUUUUGGAAAGUGCAUGCUUCCUGUAGCUUGAGGCGGCUGAGAGUUUGAGGCUAGUUCACCAAAUGUGCACUUUUUCAUUUGACACCGUGUGAAAGCAGCUGAGAUUCUUGGGGGUGCGUGCUGUUUUCGUGCUCUGCAGCCAUCCAGAAUGUAUCCGCUCAUCACACAAACCUGAUUGGCCGCUGCUGUGAUGAUGUAACUGCUGCUGCUACUGGUGAUUGGUGUUUUUCCUGAGUUACAGUGCAUGGCGGUGCUGCAGACUCGCUGUAGAGACGUUCCUGUAUUUACUCUGUUUUUUAUGCAUCAGCCGGGCGGCGUCCUGCAGCCGUGUUCCUGUCCUCUGGUAUUUAUUAAGUCCUGGACUCUCAUGUGUUCAUCACCAACAGGGUUUCUGUGAAUCACCAUGUCAUUUGUAAUAAACUGAUUUCAUGCA
Molecule: messenger RNA, 9536 nt
Organism: Micropterus dolomieu (smallmouth bass)
Lineage: Eukaryota; Metazoa; Chordata; Actinopteri; Centrarchiformes; Centrarchidae
Gene: cep170bb
Product: centrosomal protein 170Bb
Exons: 18
Coding region: 1-5154 (1717 amino acids)
Molecular function (GO): protein binding
Source: RefSeq, a predicted model, not a curated record